GUCUCCAGUCACCAUACUGUUUCUGCUGUUUCUGCCUUAGGAUGUAGCUGUUUUGCUGUGAAUGUGAGGUUGUCUCUCUUUCUCGUCUUUCUUGCUGUCCUGAAGCAAUGCAAGUAACAUGGGUAUGAAUUUAGUUCGGAUUUUGCUGAUCCAUGAAGCAUGUGUAAAUGAAGUUUGGUAUUUGUCUAGUGAGUUAUUCUGGCAGCAAAAGAACCUUCGCCAUGCAAGUGUGUGUAUCUCAAGGUUCCUGCCGUCUGCAGGCGUUGUGUGUCGUUUGGAGAUUUCACGGCGGAGACGGAGACGGAGACAGAGACAGAGACAGUUUCUGAGGAACCGAACGCUGACUUCGUACUGGCGCGACUGGUCGCCCGAGAAGACUUCAGUGUGAACUACACACAACACACACACUACAAGGUUGACUCCGACAGAAGAACACAGUGUCCUAGGAUGCCGCGAAACUCGCGAUGAAGAGGGAACACCUCACAGUUGCUGGGUCACCUCGCGAGAAACGCUGUGCGUGACCUCGUUCUGCCGCACGCAAUAUCCGAUAUCCGGACUGGUCAGCCGGAGUGCUUCAACGUCGUUAGUGGCUCGCAGACGGGGACACCGAGCAUAUCUGCGCAUCUGCUUCACUGCCUGGCAGGGACAGUAAUGGACCCAGCUCGAGUCACAGGGUACAUCAUUCUGUGGACAGGUUUCCAGGCUGUAAGUUGCCAUAAUGUGGAGCACCAGACCGGACAGAUGAGUGAGUGGGCCCUUGGCACGUGCAUCCUGCACAUAAAUGAGCCCUGUGACGACAUCAAGGUCCGCUUUCUGCUGUACGCAGUCGACGGAGAACCACUACCAUUGCAAACGCAUGACCCGAACCCACCACCCGGCACCUUUGAUGCAGAUCUGCCCACAAAGAUUCUGAUCCACGGGUACGCGGGCCAUGCAGAGUUCAACAGCACAGUUGUUAUCAGACAAGCCUACUUGGCUCGCAGAGGCUCCAACGUUAUCGCUGUGGACUGGGGCCCUCUGGCAAGUCCUCCUUGCUACUUUGCUGCCAUAUUCAACAUGCUCCAAGUGGCAACGUGUACCACUCACAUGCUCCUGGGCCUUGCGACAAAGUUUUCUCUCCACCUGGCAAAUGUGCAUGCCGUGGGUUUCAGCCUCGGCGCACACAUUGCUGCACUCUUAAGCAACAGCCUGUCCGUGGCCAGCGGUUCAAGGUUGGGCAGGAUAACAGGACUGGACCCAGCCUUGCCGCUGUUCGCGACGCUCAAUGACGGCUGGAAGCUGGACUCUGGGGACGCCGAUUUUGUGGACGUGAUUCACACGAACGGUGGGGUGUUUGGCAAGAUCGAAGCAGCUGGACACGCUGACUUCUUCGUCAAUGGAGGCAGCUUUCAGCCCGCGUGCGCUGGUCACAGAAAUGUGCCAGUUUGCAGUCAUCUGCUUGCAGCCAUCUACUUCGCUGAGUCCGUAACGUCCGAUGCCGGCUUCUGGGGCCGACCGUGCACCAACUUCUGGCAGUACCUCCUGGGCCUGUGCCCCGGCGGGAGCUUGCCUGAGGAGCAGCAGGUGCUGAUGGGAGACACGUGCAGUGGCACGACCAGAGGCAUUUUCCUCGUGGAAACAAGUGAUUCCCCACCGUACGCCCUAGGGAAGCAUCACGAUUUUCCACCGCAAGUCUUUGGGAAGCAUUAUUAUCAAUAUUAUACACUGUGGAAGCAUCAGGAUUCUCCACCAUGCGCCAAGAAAGCAUUAACAUUUCCCACCAUUCCCAAGGGAAGCAUUCCCUGUUUUAAGUUGGGGAAACAUUAGGAUUCCCAGCUAUACGCCAUGGCGGAGAAUCAGGAUUCCCCAAGAAAUUGAGGAGCAUCAUGACUGCCCUUACCUUACACAUUUUGGAAGCAUCAUAAUCCCCCCUCCCGGUGUGCCCUUGGAAAGUACGUAUCAGGAUACCUAAUCUUACAGUCUUUGGAAUCAUCAGGAUUUGUCACCAUGAUUUCCAGUGAAGCUUCAUGAUUUUCCUAACUUACACUUGGGAAGCAUCAGAAUUCCCCACCUUGCACACUUGGGAAGUAUCAGGAUUCUCCACCAUAUAUUCCCAUAUUUCUCUGAUACAUAUAGUAAACCUUUCAGUUAGAAGAGUGCUCUCAACUCAACAUCAGCAUGUUGUGCAUAAUUAAAAGAGUUUCAAAAAGUUCUGUGAGGGCAUAUUGACACAUACUUAGUUCAGCAUUUAUACUGAUAUGCUUAAGUAAUAUAUUUUUCGAACAAAAGGCUACCUUGACAACAGUGUGCAUAGUGGAAAUUGUUUAUAUUCAUGUAAGAUGUGUAAUAAAUUGUGCAGAAAGAAACACUAUAAUCUGAAGGAAUGUUUGUUUGAAUGACAUUGAAGUUAUGUAAUAUGUUUUUAUUUGUGGGUGUGAGCAUUAUAGUUUUUUUCAUAAUGUAAUGAUGUGAAAAUAUGUGAUUAUUUUUUAUUAUGUUUUGUGUUCACAUUUGUUCUUAUCAGCUUCAUAGAAGCUGGGUUCUUGGAGGCAAGCCUCUCUGGUUCAUGCAUGGCAUAUGCUUUGGAUAUUGUCUAGUCUGUUAGCUAACCCUUUCAGCAUUACUGAACACUGUGUAUUUGCAAUGAAAACUGUAAGCAGGAAUAAUGUUUGGUGUACAGCUUUAUGUACUAUACCCUUGUCAGAAUGCUUAACACAUGAACAUAGUUUACUUUAAAGAAACCUUGAUUUCAGUGCACAAGAGUUGGAUUCUGUGUUUAAGUAUCAGGUAGUCCUGAAGCGUAAGGUGCCCUACAGAGGAUACUCCAGGUUGCGUAUAGGUUCACGUGAUCACAGGACAGGGCGAGCAGGGGAGGACAAAGAAAUCAGCAAGGCGGAAAUACCCAAACAGAAAUAACCAAAUCAAAUGUUAACAAAGAAUAAAUAUAAUAUAUUAAUAAAGAAAGAAUACAAACAUAAUGUAAAUACCUGUAUGAGAAUGAUUGCAGAGUUCGCUGUUCUCAGAUAGAAUACUAUGUAGAGAAAUUAAUUUAGACGGUCGAGGAUGACCUCGACCGGUGGUCCGAAACGAGAACAACCUACCCCAUCGACGGUUGGAAAACCAAGAGCCUAGAGCUCCAGAUGUUAGGCCGCUAAGUCGGCUCGGAAGGGGAAGGAGAGAAGGGGACAGUAGAGAAAGUAGAGGGGAGAAGUGCGCACACAGACCACGGACAGGAGCCGACGUCACAGUCCCACAGUAGUUGAUUGUUUAUAUACAAAUGGCAUUUUGCUACUAAAGUUCUUGGGUUCAGUGCAUAUCAGAAUCAGUUGUUUUUAUGCCAGAAACAUGGGAAACGUUCCUUUUCUGAAUAUGAUCUUGAAGUCUAAUUAACUCGAUAUGACCACAGUACAGAAUCUUCACAUAAUGCAGCAGUAAAUGAUGAUAGAGGCCCCAUAAAGCAAGUGAGAGAAAGUAGCCUAUUUAUUAAAUGUGUCUUGGCA
Messenger RNA from Cryptotermes secundus, 3479 nucleotides. Its product is annotated as phospholipase A1 member A. NCBI's taxonomy places the organism in Eukaryota, Metazoa, Arthropoda, Insecta, Blattodea, Kalotermitidae. The record is from RefSeq and is a predicted model, not a curated record. Gene Ontology annotation, biological process: lipid metabolic process. The transcript has 9 exons. Gene Ontology annotation, molecular function: lipase activity. Bases 652 to 1806 code for a protein of 384 amino acids.